AUGAAUUAUCAAAUUUUCUUUUGUAUUCUUUAUUUUGUAAAUUUGAUACUUAUUUAUGGAAAAGAUAUAAAGGGUGAAAGUAUUAGUAACUUAAUGAAAAACAUUGGAGAAUAUGAUGAAAAUGAAAAGAAUGAGUUAAAUGAUAAAGAUAUUACUAUAAAUGAGGUGAUUGAUAACGAAAAAGAAGGAAAGGAAGAAGUGAAUAAAGAAAAAAUAAUAAAAGAGAAUAAUGAGAAAAAUGAUGAAAAAAAAAAUAUUAAUCAAAGUAAUGAUGAAAAAAAUGAUGAAAAAAAAAAUAUUAAUCAAAGUAAUGAUGAAAAAAAUGAAGAAAAUGACGACUAUUUUGAUGUAGGUGUAGAAAAUCUAAGUUUAUUUCCAAACCCAGAUGAAUUGUACAAUUUUUUAUCAACAGAAAAAAUUGGCAUAGGUGAAGAUUACUUAAAUAAUAAAAUGUUUAAAAAUUUAAAAGGAACAUUACGAAAUAAAAAAAUAACUAAAGAAAAUUUUCUUGAAUUAUAUAAAUCUGCAUUAAGUAAUUUUGAUGUAGAUGGAUAUACUUUUUUAAUGGAAAAGAUUAUGCAAAAAGAAUACAAUGAAAGAUUUACACAGAAAAUAAAAAAAUUAAAUGAAUCUUAUGCUCAUUGUGAUAAAGGUAUCUAUGAAAAAAAUAGACAGAAAAAAGAAAAAAAAAAAGUAGACCAAAAUAUAUUAUAUCCAGGAGGACCAAUAAGAUCAACAUAUGGUAAUAAUUUAAGUAAAUGGAUGAAAGAUUCUUUAGAAAACAUUGAAACACCUGAAUCCAUAAAAGAACCAGGUUUAGCUAAUAUGGUUAUGCAAAGUUUAACCAUGGUUAAAGGAUUAAUUCAAUCAGUAGCUAGUUCAGUAGUAGAUAUUGUUCCCCCUUUAAUACCUCCACCUGUUUGGAUAAAUAGACCAUUACCAUGUCUACCAAUGGUUACAGGAAAAAAUUGUCUAGGUUCUAUUUUAUAUCCAAUAACAGCAGCAGAAUUUAUAACAGCUGAUAUAACAGAUUCAAUUAUGAAUGGAGUUAUUUCAAGUUUUCCAUCAAAAUAUGCAGUAAAAAUAGGUAAAACAUCAGAAACACAAUAUAGAAUAUGUGCUAUGGCUUAUUUGGGUAUGUUUUGUGCUUCAAUUUUUCCAAUAUGCUGGUUACCUAUUGGUUUAAAAGUUGCUGAAACAAUGCCCAUGUGUUUUCCUCAAUGUUUAGCUACCUUAAUUGCUUGUCCAGGUUUUUGGAUUGAUGAUAUUGAAGGACCAUGUAGUAAUGUUUCUGUACCUCCCUUUUGUUCUUUUUCAAUAUUUGUUAAUCAGAAAAUUGUACCUCCUCAGUUAACUUCAUAUGAUGAUUCUCAUUCUUUUCCAGCUACCUGUCCAACUAAAGACGAACAAUAUGAUUUACCUGAUGAUUUAUAUGAACAUAAAAAAGAAUUAGAUCCUUUAUCAAAAGAAAUAGAUAAUUAUUCUAACGUGUCAUUACCUACUUAUCCUGAUUUAAUCAGUAAUAUACAUAGUACAGAAACAAAAAUAGAAGAAAUUCAAUCAUGUAAAUGCAUGAACAUUAUUGAUUUAUGUAAAACUUUUUUUGCUUUACCUGUUGUUGACAACAGUGAACAUAUUUUUAAAAGAAAAUAUGAAACACCUGUUAAAUUAUCUAAAAUACAAAAAAAAUGCUGUCAAAAAUGUAAACCUAUUUGGAAAAUUCUUUAUCCUAAAAAAAAAAUCAUUAAUUUAAAAGGGUCACCAGUAUACCCAAAAAGUACCAAAAUGUUUUCCGAUAUCAUACAACAUUAA
Molecule: messenger RNA, 1812 nt
Organism: Plasmodium gallinaceum
Lineage: Eukaryota; Apicomplexa; Aconoidasida; Haemosporida; Plasmodiidae
Product: conserved Plasmodium protein, unknown function
Exons: 1
Coding region: 1-1812 (603 amino acids)
Source: RefSeq, a predicted model, not a curated record